AUUCGUGCAAAAGAAACGCGGUUUCGUCGGCGGUAGGGGAUUCUCUGCGAGUACGGACGAAUAGCUGACCUUUUCGAAACUUCGCGACUUUGCCUUACAGGCCACGUGCUAGUUGGUUGGUGGUCCUGCGAAAUUGGCCUUCUACAACAUUCACCUUGGGAAGCGGCCUUUGUGCGAACACGACGCAGUAGUUGCGGCAGAGCGAAAAUUAGAAGCCACGUGGGGAUUGCAGAAGUCAACGGUCGUACGUCUGGCGUUAUUGCUUCCUGGGCUUUGCGUCAGCUGUUUUUUAGAGAACACGUUGCGCAAACGAAACAUUUCGGGAGAAGCAGUCGGGUGGCUGUCUCCAAGGGAUUCAACGCCAUCGUUUCUGCCGAUAUGACCCGUUCUCGUCAUGAGCGGUUGCUGACCCUGACUGAGCCUUCGUCUACCGAGCUUGAAGGUCGUCGAAUUAAAAUUCAGAUACAUCUCGAACAAACAAAUUAAAGGAACUAUUUUUCUUCUCUUUUUUCCUCCGAAGGUUCGCGUCACUGUCACCGGAAAACCUGUUGACGUCACGCAGGAAGUUGAAAUAGUAAAAUUGAGCAAGAACGUGAACGCCGCUAGGGCUCUGCUCCGCCAAUGGCCCGACUCGCUUGGUGUCACGUGAGCAAAUUCUCGUCUUUGAUUGUGGCAAUCUGCUAUUCAUCACGAAAGGCUGAGCACACUGAGCAUUGUCCCUCUGGCCGUGGGCUGUUGUAGGUAGGCAAGGAUGCAUAUUGUUUCGUGAAUCCUUUGGACAAAGGACAGUGUUUUGCGACCCUUCUUUGUCUGCGAGCGGUACUUUCUGCGGACGUGUUGCCGUUCCGCCGUGGACGUCUUUCGGGAGUUCGUCGAGUACGUGGUGGACGCCAUUUUCUCUCGUCUUUCUGGUGGUGAAUGUGCAUUUCCUCUACGCGGUGCCCACAUUCUUCAGAAAUCCUGCGACUUUGUGCUUUGCGAGUCGUCGGCCGCAACCACAGACUGGCUUUCGACACUUCUUACUCGGGCUAUCGGCUGUGAACGACCGCAAGGUGCGCCCUACUGCUCCCCCCUGAGGUCGUGAGAAGAGGAGCUUGGAGGCGGCAGCGACAUGGAGCGCGACACGAACCAGAUGUCCCAGAACGGGGCCCUCUGUCGGUCGGGCUGUGGAUUCUAUGGCAGCCCAGGCACGGACGGUCUCUGCUCCCAGUGUUACAAGGACGCCCUCAAGCGCAAGCAGGCGGCCGGACGUGGCAGUCCCACGGGCGGCUCCUGGGACGGGCCCAUUGCCGCCUCGGCCUCCUCCAGCGAGAGCGUUUCCUCCACAACCAUCACUGCCGUCUCCGACUCGGCGCUGAACACAGCCAGCCCCACGGUCCCUGUGGCGGCCUCCACGUCCCAGGAUGCUUCCGUCAAUGAGGCCUGUUGCCUAUUGCAGAAGACAGAGCUGAACCUGGAAGCUUGUGGCACAACAUCCAAAUCUGCAGAGAGCAUGACCUCCGAGACGGGCAGCCAGCAGGAUGAUCAGAAGGACCAGAAGAAGAAAAAGAACAGGUGUCGAAUGUGUCGCAAGAAAGUGGGACUCACUGGCUUCCAGUGUCGCUGUGGUGGCCUCUUCUGCAGUCUCCACAGAUACUCAAACGAGCACGACUGCACGUUUGACUACAAAGAACUGGGUGCUCAGGAAAUCCGAAAGAACAAUCCCCUGGUUGUGGGCGACAAGAUUCAGAAGAUUUGAGGGCCCCAGAGUGUAGGGUGCUUCCUUGGGUUGAGGGACGGGGGGGAGCAAGGGGCAGGAGACAAGGACUGGAAGAUAACAGCCAAGCUUUUUCCUCUUUUUUUUUUCUUUUCUUCCGCUGCCACCACUGCUCCACUAGCAUGGUCUUGCUCGUGAGCUGCUCCCGCUCUACUUUUUUGGUGUGCUUAUUUGCGAGUACUCUUCAUCCAAUUUACAUGAUUUUAGCAGAAAAUAAGCGACUGCAAUUUAGGUGCAUUAAAACAAAUUCUAAUGAAUCCUAGGCCCUAUGAUCUUGGCGUGCUGUUCAAAGCAUCUUCAUUCUUUUUUUUUUUUGCAUUUGACUUUUUUUUAUUCUAAUCUUGUUCCUUUUUUUUGUUUGUGUGUGCUUGUGUGAGUGACUGUGUGCAACUUGUGUGUGACAAAAGAUGAUUGACUUGACCCUUCCGCCCCAUCUCCUGCCAUCACGUGGUUGAUUGCAGCUUGUGACAGUGUAGGGUGCGACUUGCUGUUAGGAUGGUUGGACAUUUUCAAGUGCACUGGCAGUGUGCGGGUGCCAUUGCUGCUAUUCAUGGGGAUCGCUGGCAAUGCACUUCAUUCUUUUUGUUUCGUUUCACAACGCCUGGGUGGGCAGCCGUGACAUCAACUGAACUCUUCUGUCUAGCCACGUGCAGAGGCAACCUAAUUUUAAAUGGAAGUGCUUUUUUUUUUCUUUUUCCCCCAUUGGUUUAAGCUACGUGUCCUGAGCAAGUUCAUUCCUGUAACAAAUGGCCGGGGAUGACUGCACCCAGCAGUCAAAAUGAUUCAUUUUCUGACCAAUAGCCGAAUCCAAGCUUGUCCAAGACUGUUUAGAGAUUUUUUCUUCUAUAGUAGCCUAAACUUUCCCCUUUUCGAAUUCUGAAAUUGCAUAAAGUGUUAGUUGGGGACCGUCGUAAUGUUGGCCUCCUGGGCUGGUCCCCUACUGGUUGCAGUCCAGCGAGUUUUCAAAACCCACUUAUGGUAGUAUCAUGCCUUGGCCUGCCGGAAUUCCCACUUGGAAAUGCCCGGCGAUUAAUGUAACUGGUGUGGCUCGUGGGGCCAGAAGAAACGAGUCUAGGUUUAAUUCUAGCUGCGACUGCUAAGAGAGAAUGUGUUUCAGUUCCUCUUUUUUUUUUUUGUGAAGUGGAGAACCAAAUUUUAGGUGAACUGUUGCUUGGUGCUGCAAGACCAUUCUUUGCAUGGAUUGUAGUCCCAGGUGUUGCCCUAGGUUUUUGUUUUUUUUCUGGACAGCUGUGUGACCUUGGUGGUACAAAAUUUAGCACCAUUCAAAUCUGCCUAUACUUUUUUUUUGUGUGUGUGUGUGUGUGUGCGCGCGAGAUUGUGACCGGUUAUUCACUUUGGGUAUCGGUAAAGUUUACUGUGCAGUGGUAACUGUCGAAGUUGACUUUUUUUUUUUUCUAGUAAUAGGCAGUGGUUACUAAAUGAUGCUUGUGACCACUUUGUAUUAUAUCUUCUUGUACAAAUAAAAAGUUUUGAAAUCAUG
Molecule: messenger RNA, 3257 nt
Organism: Ixodes scapularis (black-legged tick)
Lineage: Eukaryota; Metazoa; Arthropoda; Arachnida; Ixodida; Ixodidae
Gene: drn
Product: AN1-type zinc finger protein 5
Exons: 5
Coding region: 1112-1738 (208 amino acids)
Molecular function (GO): zinc ion binding; DNA binding
Source: RefSeq, a predicted model, not a curated record